AUGAUUGACAUGCCCAACGACUUCUUCCUUGUUCAAUUCAUGGAGGAGGAGGAUUAUAGACAUGCGCUGUAUGAUUGUCCUUGGAUGAUUGCUGACCAUUACAUUUUGGUUCAGCGGUGGAGACCUUUCUUCACUCUAACAGCAAAUAAAACCAAAAAGGUUGCAGCCUGGAUAAGGAUCCCUGGAUUGCCCAUUGAACUUUAUAAUGAUCGCUUUCUUUGGAGGGUGGGAAGCAAGUUGGGGACAAUGCUAAAGAUUGAUAAAUUAACCUCUAUCCAUUCUAGGGGUAAAUUUGCUAGAAUCUGCGUUGAAGUUAAUCUCAACAGAAGGUUGGUUUCAAUGAUAAAUGUUUUGGGGCACAUUAUAAAAUUAGAAUAUGAAGGCCUUCACUCGGUUUGUUUUAAUUGUGGCAAGUACGGGCAUAGACAAGAUCAAUGUGACGUUGCGGCAGGUCCAAUGAAGUCUACGAACAAUGAGGCUCCCAAGAAGGAUUCAGGAAACAUGGAGGUAGAUACAGGUGAGCGCCAUGCAACAUCGAACGAAAGUCUUCCUAGGGUUACGCACAAGCCCGUAACUGAACAAGAAAAUCUUGCGGUUACUACGCAAUCUGAACAAGAUUCCGAUAAUCUUUAUGGGCCCUGGAUGCUAGUUAAACGGAGAAAAAACUCUGUGGACGCGAAUUAUCACGCAACCUCUGACGUAGUGGGUGAAAGCAUUGUCCAAUCACCAAAAGAAACUACAAAGCCACGUCAGCACGAAGAAGCCUCUUGCUUUCCUAAUGAACCCAACGUGCCUAGCGCCAUGCAGACCACACAUAUCUCGCAGCCUUCUCAGAACCCAUUACCCAUACGAACUGAAACCCGUGUGCGCAACCCACUUGCUGGGAAAAAUAAACAAUCCUCUCGAGGUGGUGCGAGACACAAUAAUGAUAUCCCGGUGAAUACUGAGAAGGGCCAAUUUAAAGAGCGUGCUAACCCUCCUCUCAAGAGUAUACCUACCAGAGUGUAUAUACCGGAUGAUGAAACUCAAGUCUACGCAGAAGCGCUACGAAAGCACUUUGACCCAAUCACAAAGUGUAACCCUAAUGAUACUAUUAGCCAACCUUUGUUGAAGACAGAACAUGAUGAAAGGUCUGGGGUUAUACAACCCACCAACACCAAUAGUUCCCAAUGA
Cajanus cajan (pigeon pea) is the source of this 1173-nucleotide messenger RNA. NCBI's taxonomy places the organism in Eukaryota, Viridiplantae, Streptophyta, Magnoliopsida, Fabales, Fabaceae. The record is from RefSeq and is a predicted model, not a curated record.